Molecule: messenger RNA, 768 nt
Organism: Cajanus cajan (pigeon pea)
Lineage: Eukaryota; Viridiplantae; Streptophyta; Magnoliopsida; Fabales; Fabaceae
Product: signal recognition particle 19 kDa protein
Biological process (GO): SRP-dependent cotranslational protein targeting to membrane, signal sequence recognition; SRP-dependent cotranslational protein targeting to membrane
Cellular component (GO): signal recognition particle, endoplasmic reticulum targeting
Molecular function (GO): 7S RNA binding
Source: RefSeq, a predicted model, not a curated record
GUGUGUAUCAUCGGAGAGUGAAGAUUCAGUUUUCGAUUUUCCGAUUCGCUUAAGUGUGCGAGUGAGGAACAUGGACGGUGCCGAAUUGCCGAACAUAAAGAAAUGGAUCGUGAUGUAUCCUGUUUACAUAAAUUCCAAGAAAACGAUGGCCGAAGGAAGACGCAUUGGUCUCGCGAAAGCAUGCGAAAACCCUACUUGCGCUGAAAUUGGUGAUUGCUGCAGCUAUCUUAAACUUCCUUUUGCAAUUGAGAUAGACAAGGCGUACCCUCGUGAUUUCAUGCAAAGAGGGCGCGUGAGGGUGUUGCUGAAAAAGGAGGAUGGGACUCUGUUUAAUUCCUCCAUUUCAUCAAGAAAGCAACUAAUGUUACGGGUUGCAGAGAUGGUACCUAGGCAUCAUGGAAGGACUAAGAAGCAGGAGACUGCAUCAACAUCGUCAACUGCUGGACCUUCCACCAAAUCUGGGAAGGGUGGGAAAAAGAGGAGAUAAUUGCUUGUUUGAAACAUUGUCGUACAUGUUGAUAUUUGGAGUGUCAUGCUGGAUGUGUUGUUUAUUAUAUUAGGACUAAUUACUGCCGACUAAGUCAAAUUGCUUUGCCACCUCAAUAGGUGUUUGUUAACUUUUGCACACUAUAAACAGUUUUGCGCUUGGUCUUCUACAUUAUAUGCUUAUUGGACAUUUUUUAUGGAGUGCUUCUGGGAGGGUGGGGGACCUUUCCCAAGUUAAUAAGGCCUCAAUCUGACCCGGGCUUCCCAUCUUGUUAUUUCUUA